CAACGCAACUCCCCCAUCAUCUUCGGCCUGCUCCGGGAGUCCAUCUCAUGCCUUCACCGCGCCGAGGCCCGCAUCCGCGCAGCUCCCCACAAGGGUACCGACCCAGAUCUGUUUAUGAUUAAAAACUUGCUUAUCCUCAAGAACGAGCUUGUGACACUCGAGAUUGGCGACAUCAGAAACGUGCAUAUUGGUACGCAGUCGGUCUCGGGGAGGAUCAGGGAGAUGCAGCAUUUUGGGCAGAUUUGGGACGGAAUAUUGAAGCCGGUAGGGGGGAAUCUAAUCAGGGGGGUUUGGGAACGGGUGGGCAGUUUGGGGGGGACGAUUGGGGGGUAUAUUCCGGGAAGUUCACUGCUGGGUUUGGGAGGAGUAGGAGGAGGAGGAGGCAGAGGGAAUGGGGUCAAGGAGGGAGGAGGGGGUAAAGAAGGGGAGGUGGAUGUUCAUGAGCAGUUGGAUGAUGAGCUGAGGAGGAGCAUUGUUGCUUUUACGAAGAGGUGGGCGGGGGUGUUUGUUGAUUUGAAGGUUGGUGGGGGAGGGAAUAAGAAUAUGGGGGGGAGGAAUGUGGCCAAGGUGGAGAGGGAGAUGGAUGAGAUUCUGGAGAGGGCGUUUUCGGGGCAGGGGGAGGUGGUGCAGAAGUUGAGGGAGGCGGUUAGGAUACAGGUUGAGGUUGGGGUGGAGGAGGUGGGGAGGGGGAGGGAGAGGGAGAGGGGGGGGAAGAAGUAG
Messenger RNA from Podospora anserina S mat+, 720 nucleotides. RefSeq lists its product as uncharacterized. Lineage: Eukaryota; Fungi; Ascomycota; Sordariomycetes; Sordariales; Podosporaceae. The record is from RefSeq and is a predicted model, not a curated record. The transcript has a single exon. The annotation marks the transcript as partial.